Pyrenophora tritici-repentis Pt-1C-BFP is the source of this 1032-nucleotide messenger RNA. RefSeq names its product FR47 domain containing protein. The record is from RefSeq and is a predicted model, not a curated record. Lineage: Eukaryota; Fungi; Ascomycota; Dothideomycetes; Pleosporales; Pleosporaceae. Gene Ontology annotation, molecular function: acyltransferase activity, transferring groups other than amino-acyl groups.
AUGGAAGUCUACGCCCACCCCACCUCCUCACCCACGCUGCAAAAAGCCCUCCAAGCCACCCUCCCGUACAGCAUCAACCUGAAAUACCGCACACAACACCCAAACCAAACAGAACACGCGCAUAUCCUCGCCACAUUUUCUCCCUCUGUUUCCACCAUACCGCAAUGUUGGGCAGCAGCUUACCUCGACCGCUCAAUGCGCCCAGAAACCGAGCUAUGGAUCUUCAGCACCGGCGAACAGCCUAAUCACUCAGAGUCAGAUGAGUUUUGUAAAGAUUGUAAAAAGGUGGUAUUGGCAUUAGUGGACUACAUGUCUACACUUCCCACGCCACCCAUACGCUGUGACAACCUCCCUGCUAUGGACCUCGCGAAACAGCACGAAAAGGAGUAUCCGAAUCCUCCCAGUUCAGGAGCGUACGAGUUAUCGCCAGGUACCUACAUGCGACACCUACUCAUGUCCAAAGUCGUCACGUUGGGCGCAAUCCAGAAGGAUGUUCUGCAAGUACUGCACGAAGCAGGUGUCGUACGAAGCGAACUCCCAGGUCCAGAUGCGGAACUGAACAAGUUUCUCUUCAAGCUUUCCGAUCUGCCAGAAACACGUGAGCUACCCCAAGGACUGCGGUGGGGUGAGAUGCGCGAGCAAGACAUCGACCUAGUGAAAUCGCGGACAUCUAUUCCACGAACGACAAAAACUCUGAUGUCAUUGGAAAGUGUAGGUGUAUUUGAAGAAGAGACGGAUACACCUGUAGCCUGGACUUUUCUUGGGUUAGAUGGAUCACUUGUCACAUUGCAUACAGAAGAGGCGUAUAGAGGGAAGGGCAUAGCAAAGGCAGUUGCAGCAAAACUUUUCAAGCAACAUGCAGCUGGAUUAGCAGUAGACGAUCAGUCAAAUGCGUGGGGACACGCAGAUGUAUACACUGGCAAUGUGCAGAGCGAGAGCGUGUGUAGAAGCCUGGGUGGCAAACCACUUUGGAGGUGCUUUUGGGUGCGCAUAGAUCUAGAGAAGGCAGGGACGCUUGCGGGCAUUGCCUGA